Molecule: messenger RNA, 511 nt
Organism: Saitoella complicata NRRL Y-17804
Lineage: Eukaryota; Fungi; Ascomycota; Saitoellomycetes; Saitoellales; Saitoellaceae
Exons: 2
Coding region: 27-443 (138 amino acids)
Molecular function (GO): nucleic acid binding
Source: RefSeq, a predicted model, not a curated record
GUCGACGUUACACUCAACCAACAAAAAUGUCCGAGACCGAGUCCUCGGCUUUAACCGCCAUUGUUAUCAAGCAAAACGCGUCCAUUGAGUCCACAGUAGACCGCGCGCUCGCUAUUCUGCUGUCAGACGAUGCCUCUGUUCCUUCAGCGACUGGGAAUGCUAUUACAAUUCAAGGAGCAGGAUCAGUGACAACCAAAGCUAUCACGAUUGUCGAGAUUAUCAAGAGACGGUUGGAAGAAGCACAGCUCAAGUGGUGGCAGUACAAUGAAUUAGAUGGGGUGGAACCACCAAAGACAGAGGCAGAUGAGAUUAUGGAGCAAGGCCGGCUAUCGGGAUUGUCACUGGAGAAGAAGACGGAGCACAAGAAGCCCAGGUUGACAAUGACAAUCAGUCUAACACCGCUUGACGGUCGUGGUAAAGCUAGUCAGAGCAGUAUGGCAUAAAUCGGAUGAGAGAUUUGUGGGACUUAAUGGGAGCGUUUUCAUGGGUUUCUUCUGGCGUUUGGAGUUCG